Homo sapiens (human) is the source of this 4098-nucleotide messenger RNA. RefSeq names its product PR/SET domain 8 (gene PRDM8). Gene Ontology annotation, biological process: negative regulation of DNA-templated transcription; chromatin remodeling. The transcript has 10 exons. The record is from RefSeq and is marked reviewed. Lineage: Eukaryota; Metazoa; Chordata; Mammalia; Primates; Hominidae. Gene Ontology annotation, cellular component: nucleoplasm; nucleus. Gene Ontology annotation, molecular function: chromatin binding; histone H3K9 methyltransferase activity; transcription corepressor activity. The coding region runs from base 1232 to 3301 and encodes 689 amino acids.
AAAAGCAGCAUCAGACAAGAGCUUUAUUAAUCCCUUACACGAGCAAAUGCGAUCUCUGACCUACUAGACUUGUUUUCCUACAAUUUCACAAAAAGCCUCGCUAGAGGAAUGUGCAAGGACAGAAGGGAAACUGAGGAGACCCGCAACUCAUUAGCGAAAUAAUAGGGUGCACUUCAAUAAAAAUGCGGUCCUGAAGUGGAGCAGACUCACCGGCAAGGAGCCCGGAAAAUCGUCAGGGGCGGCGGCAAAAUACUAUCAAAUCAGCCUGGGAAGCAUCUUUUCGCUCAGCAAGUUCAAGAGAACAAAUAUGUUACAAUCCUUGCCUAUUCUUGCCUCCACUUCAUAAUGUCAUAAAAGCCACCUGGGGUGUCAUUUAUCAACCUCUCUCCAGCCCACUCUUCCAAAAUAACACUACAGUUUCCUACAUGUGUAUUUUUGCCAGGACUCCAAAGAGCCUUGCUAAAGUGGAACAAGCAAAAUCCUCCCCUGGCCUCCUGGGACUGCAGUCACCAGGCUGUCAAAGCCUCAAUACCCCACUGAGUUCCAGAGAAGGGUCUCAAAGCUGGGAGAGGAUCAAACUAACAUGGAGUAGAGAAUUGAACUGUGAAAAAGAAGCCCGAGAUUCCCCAGCGACGUGGUGUUGCAGCCCCGUUGAAGGAGUCAACUUGCAGGCUGUUAAAGACCUCAAGUCAUUAGCAUCAGCUGCUGCACUAAAGGGGCAAGUCAGCGCCUCUAAGUGGCUUAGCGCACAAACGAGGCUCCCGAGACGGCCUCGGCAACUCCAUCCCCUCCUCCACCACCCGCUGGAUGUGAAAAGCUUUCCGGAGCCCAUCUUGGGGGAAGCUUGGUAGUGUUGGCGCUCCUGAAGAGAGACGACGCCCGUUUAUCACCCCCAGGCAACUAGCUGCGCAAAUCAGCGGUGGCUCCAGGGCUAGAGAAUCCCUGGAGCUAACCGCACCCCUCUCCCUUUCACGGAACGCGGACUCCGGGGAAAUACGCACGGGGUCCGCACGCGCUGGGUGUCCAGCUCUCUGUCACAGCUUCUCCAAGUGCCUAGUGAAACGGGGAAAGGCCCUCUCCAAUCAUUUUGGAAGAGCCUAAAAGGCGGCAACACCAACACCUCUUGACAUGGAAAUACACUGAUACAAUAGGCAAAAGGAAACACUCGAUUGCAUCUUCCCGGUUCCAGGUGGCCUUAUUUGGGAGAUUCUAUACUGACCUUAUUCCUGUGAUGGAGGAUACUGGCAUCCAGCGAGGCAUCUGGGAUGGAGAUGCCAAGGCUGUCCAACAAUGUCUGACAGAUAUUUUUACCAGCGUUUACACCACCUGCGACAUCCCUGAGAAUGCUAUAUUUGGUCCCUGUGUCCUGAGCCAUACUUCCCUAUAUGACAGCAUAGCUUUCAUAGCUCUCAAGUCUACUGACAAGAGAACAGUACCGUAUAUCUUUCGGGUAGACACCUCAGCAGCAAAUGGUUCCUCAGAAGGUCUCAUGUGGCUGCGGUUGGUCCAAUCGGCCAGAGAUAAGGAAGAGCAGAACCUUGAAGCCUACAUAAAAAACGGACAGCUGUUCUACCGCUCUCUCCGCAGGAUUGCCAAAGACGAGGAGUUACUAGUUUGGUACGGGAAAGAACUGACUGAGUUACUCUUGCUCUGCCCCUCUAGAUCCCACAACAAAAUGAAUGGGUCGUCCCCUUACACAUGCCUGGAAUGCAGCCAACGUUUCCAGUUUGAGUUCCCCUAUGUGGCGCAUCUGCGUUUCCGCUGCCCCAAGAGACUUCACAGCGCUGAUAUAAGUCCCCAAGACGAACAAGGCGGCGGCGUGGGCACCAAGGACCACGGGGGCGGCGGCGGCGGUGGCAAAGACCAGCAGCAGCAGCAGCAGGAGGCACCUUUAGGCCCGGGUCCCAAGUUUUGCAAAGCCGGCCCCCUCCACCACUACCCAUCCCCCUCCCCGGAAAGCAGCAACCCAUCCGCUGCCGCCGGCGGCAGCAGCGCGAAGCCAUCCACAGACUUCCACAACCUGGCCAGGGAGCUGGAAAACUCCCGGGGAGGCAGCAGCUGCUCCCCAGCCCAGAGCCUCAGCAGCGGUAGCGGCAGCGGCGGCGGCGGCGGCCACCAGGAGGCGGAGCUGAGUCCCGACGGCAUCGCCACGGGCGGCGGCAAAGGAAAGAGGAAAUUCCCGGAGGAGGCGGCGGAGGGCGGCGGUGGCGCUGGUCUGGUAGGGGGCCGGGGCCGCUUCGUAGAGCGGCCCCUCCCGGCCUCCAAGGAGGAUCUGGUGUGCACACCGCAGCAGUACCGAGCCUCGGGCAGCUACUUCGGCCUGGAAGAGAACGGCCGCCUCUUCGCGCCGCCAAGUCCCGAGACGGGCGAGGCGAAGCGCAGCGCCUUCGUGGAGGUGAAGAAGGCUGCCCGCGCGGCCAGCCUGCAGGAGGAGGGGACAGCCGACGGCGCGGGAGUCGCCUCCGAGGACCAGGACGCUGGCGGCGGCGGCGGCUCCUCCACGCCCGCGGCCGCGUCACCGGUGGGCGCCGAGAAGCUGCUGGCCCCGCGGCCUGGGGGCCCGCUGCCCAGCCGGCUCGAGGGCGGCAGUCCUGCGAGGGGCAGCGCCUUCACUUCGGUGCCGCAGCUGGGCAGCGCGGGCAGCACCAGCGGUGGGGGCGGAACGGGCGCCGGGGCCGCAGGCGGCGCGGGCGGGGGCCAGGGCGCCGCGUCGGACGAGCGCAAAAGCGCCUUCUCGCAGCCAGCACGCUCUUUCUCGCAGCUGUCCCCGCUGGUGCUGGGCCAGAAGCUGGGCGCGCUCGAGCCAUGCCACCCCGCCGACGGCGUGGGCCCCACCAGACUCUAUCCCGCCGCCGCGGACCCUCUAGCGGUGAAGCUCCAGGGGGCCGCGGACCUGAACGGAGGUUGCGGGUCCCUGCCGAGCGGCGGCGGCGGCCUGCCUAAGCAGAGCCCCUUCCUGUACGCCACCGCCUUCUGGCCCAAGAGCUCCGCUGCCGCUGCAGCCGCGGCUGCGGCGGCGGCCGCGGGGCCCUUGCAGCUGCAGCUGCCCUCGGCGCUCACGCUGCUGCCGCCCUCCUUCACCUCGCUGUGUCUGCCCGCGCAGAACUGGUGCGCCAAGUGCAAUGCCUCCUUCCGCAUGACCUCCGACCUGGUGUACCAUAUGAGGUCGCACCACAAAAAGGAGUAUGCGAUGGAGCCCUUGGUGAAGCGGCGGCGAGAGGAGAAACUCAAGUGCCCCAUCUGCAAUGAGUCCUUCAGGGAGCGCCACCACCUCUCCAGGCACAUGACCUCGCAUAAUUGACUCGGAAAGGACCCCAGCUUUCCACGCGCGCGCAAGCACAGUUAAGCCACCUGCAGGAAUAAACACGCGAGAACAUCCACCGCUUCCUUGCACCCCGAAACCCUGCACAAAGACACAUACAUUCACCGCCCCCCCGCCCCCCCAACGCGCACACACACGUCCUCUCCUCCCAGGAACCUCAUUCAAAUAUUUACCCGGGACACACACCCCCCCCCACACACACACACAGACACACUCACACACAAGAGCCAGGAUGGUGGAGUUUUGAUUGGGUGGGUUGUUUGAGGGGGUUUUCUUUUGAAUGCACGCAUUUUCACUUUCCCCAAAACAAAGGUACAUUUUUUAAAAUGUCAUAUAUUGCAACAUAUUGAUGCAUUUGUCAUACGUUUCUACUUAAAUUAUUAAGCACUUACGAUUUAGAUGUAAUAAUUAUAUGUAAGGGCAAAAUUUAUUUUAGAUAUAAAGUAAAGGAGGAGGGUGAGAUGCUUUCUGCAUUUCUUGAUGACAGUUUGUGUUCCUACAAAAAUAAACAAAAUGAAUAAAAAGGGAUCACCAUUCAAUUUGAGUUUCCAGGGGGAAGUGCAUGUAUAAUGAAAUGAUAAUGGACUUCAAUGAAGAAUGUCAUCAAUUAUGUACAUAUGUAUUUUCUUUUAAUACAAAGUGUAAUUUUGUGCCAGUGAAAUGGAGUCUGAAUAGUUAUGUGUUUCUUUUAUCCCUGGAAAUAUUUAUUAAACUUUAUAGUUUAUCCGAGUAUGUUGGAUGCUUUGACAAUAAAUGACUAUUUUCUUCAAAGCAAA